CUCCGUUCGAUUUUUUUAUUUUGACAUUUUUAAUUGCGGGCCUGUACUCGUUAUUCUGCGCAUUUUCAUCCGCGGCGGAGAGAGGGGUAGGUAGGAGGCACACGCACUAUUUUUUAGUGCCGGCUUAUUACAGCAGAUGUCUCAUAGCCAUGUCCCAAUAAAGAAUAAGCGGCACCGGCAUUUUUUUGCGCGUUUGAAUUUUUAAUAUUCGCUCGAUGUUCGUGAUGAUCUGACGUUUUCUUUUCUUCUUGUGUGCCUGUGUUUUGUUCGCAACGCCGUCUUGUUGUUCGUAUUUGGCGGGAACUUGUGCCUUCGAGACUCUCUCAGUUUAUUUUUUUUUUUAAUAAUCUGGCUGAUCAGGACUUGUGGUGCGCUCAAUUUUUUCCGGGGAAUAUCUGACGCCUUCUUACUAUGGAUUUCUUCAGACAUGACUCUAAAUGACUGAACAUAUGUCCCUCAGGUGAAUAUUUCCUACAAUGGUAGAUACACAGCACUUCUGUCUGCGUUGGAACAAUUACCAAAGCAGUAUAACAUCGGCUUUCGAAAACCUCAGAGAUGAUGAGGACUUUGUAGAUGUUACACUGGCCUGUGAUGGAAAAAGUUUGAAAGCACACCGUGUAGUUUUGUCAGCCUGUAGUCCAUAUUUCAGAGAAUUACUUAAGUCAACGCCCUGCAAGCACCCUGUGAUAGUCCUGCAAGAUGUCGCCUGGACCGAUCUGCACGCCCUCGUCGAAUUCAUCUACCAUGGAGAGGUUAAUGUGCAUCAGCGCUCCCUGUCGUCCUUCCUCAAAACGGCCGAAGUCCUUAGGGUCAGUGGCCUCACUCAAAAACACGGAGAGGACCGCGAACAGCUGGCUCAGGUCCAAAGCCUGGUCCGCUACCCCCAAACGCCGCCCGUAUCCAACAGCCACCCAACGCCCAACUACACCGACAAGUUAGUAUCCGAAUCGCUCUUCACCUCCCCAUCAUCACCACCACACGGCGCUACCGUCAAUCAGCUCCUAAGACGCGCCGCCAUGCAACACCGGAGAGAGAGGCGGAUAUCCAUGGACCCCGAGAACGACCACAAGCGCCCCAGACCCGACCACAUCAUCGGCAAUAACAACAAUAACGAGCUCAACCUGUCCCAGCACACGCAGCAACCUCCCCAGACCCAACCGGCAGACUUCUCGCCGAGCGCGAUGAAGAACAACGCGCUCAACCUCAACCUCAGCUCGCUGCACCGGGACUUCGAGGGCAACGGCAUCAGCAGCACCGACAGGGACAUCUCCCCGAUCAGCCCGUCCGGCGCCGCCGCCAGCAGGUGCAACGAUGGCGUCGUCAAAUCCGAACCAAUGGAACUCCUAUGUAGUACAAAUAACCAGGACGAUAACAGUAACGACUCAGGGGAUACGGCCACGCCGAACGACAACGGGCCUACGAAUCUACCUCAGGGACCGCACUCGGGAAGCUCGGCGGGCGACCACGAGGACCACGACAGUCCCAUUGGCGGUCCGCCUUACCUGACGCCGUCGGAGAGCAAGCUCUUCGCCACGGCUACCAGCGGGUUCAAUUUUACGAUGGCCGCCUUGGCGGCGGAGCCUUCUGGUCUUGGAGGUUUGAAUGCAUCAUUAACAGGAAAUGACACACUUGCCGGUACGUCUCAAGCAAGAAGCAUGUCCCUGCCGAAUCCUUUGAGCGCCUUCCACCGUUGUGACGUCUGCGGCAAACUGCUCAGCACCAAGCUGACCUUGAAAAGGCACAAGGAACAGCAGCACCUCCAGCCGCUCAACAACGCGCUUUGCACCCUUUGUCACAAAGUUUUCAGAACUCUGAACUCGUUAAAUAACCAUAGAAGCAUUUACCACAGGAGACAGAAGUAGAUCUGUGAUUAUUCGAAUGAACUAUAUAUACGAACACCAAGAAUAUAUAUACCUAUAUAUAUAUACUUCAGUUUUUGUUGAUCUUUAGUCAUAGCCGUUUGCCCCCGCUGGACUUUAAAGUUACGUCAAGCUGUCCCAGAUGUAAUAGUUAUUGUAUCUUUUUUUUUUAAUAAUAAUUAACACUACUUCCUGCGUUGGUGGAAAAAUAUUCGUCCUUAAGUAGUGAACUUGUUGAAGAAUCAUCAAGCAUCUCUGUUUUUUCUUAUUAUUUUUUUUUUAUUUUUACUUUUUUAAUAAGAGACUGAAGGAACUUUAAUCAUAACUUCUCGAGCAACGGUUGUGGAGUUAUCAAUAAUAAUGAAUUUUAUAUAUUUCAUCAUCGUUACUGCUGAAACUAUCUCUUAAAUUAUUUUAAUUAAGAGGAAACAACACCAAAUGACUGCUCAGUUCAAAACUGAUUUAGAAUUUAAGAUAUUUCUUCUGACAAAUCACCAAUUUUUAUGGGGUUUUCAAUAAUUCUUUUAGACAAUAAUCUACAUUAUAGUAUUUCAAUAUUUUCAAUUUGCAGAUGAAAAAAAAAUUAUUUUGGUAUCUUUUCGUUUUUCGCAAGAGAAGUGAUGACAUGGUAUUAGCACUGAUGUAUUUAAAAAUAUUCUUGAAAAAAUUCGACAAAAAAAUCAUAACAAAAGAGACAAAACUAUAAUUUUGUGAAUAUUCAUAAAAUGGCUCGUAAACUAGUACUUCCUUUCGAUGAAAGUUGGAAUUAUUGAAAUAUUCCUAACUCAUAUUGAUCAUUUAAUUGUUCUGGCAUGAGCACACAUAAAUUUUGCCCCCCCUCCUUGGAAAAUAUUGACAGAUCACAAGAAUGUGACGUGGUGGUGUUCCCUCUCAAUUUUGUUUUUUAUUCAAUCUAUACUUCUUAAUUUGAAGAUAAUUCUUAUAUUUUAUUGGAUUUAAAUAAUCUGCGUAACUUUCGUCUCAAACAAACAUGUUUCAUUUAAUUUUAAUUUUUUUCUUUUCGUGACAAUUAUACGAAAUAAUUCUUAAAAUGCAUGAAGAUUUAAAACUCAACUAUUGUACAUAAUAAAUACAAACAUGCUUCAUUCAUGAAUUUCUUGUUUUAUACAAAAAAGUUUGAUCUCUUCUUAAACGUUGAGAUUGAAUUUAAAUAUAUAAAUAAAAAAAAAGUGAAUGAAUAUUUUUCCAUCACUAGGGAAUUCAGAUAUCCUUAGUCUACAGUAAUAAUAGCAAAUAAACACGAAAUAUAAUUUUAUUGAUGAAUUUGAAAUUUGCAUUAGUUUUUUGGCUCUGUGAUAUUUUUUGUUGGAUAUAUCUAAAGAUUUAUAUUUUUUCGGAUGUGAGAAAAAUUCAUCGAUAAAAAUUUUAGAUUCGAAAAAAAACGAAGCCUUGGUAUAAAUAUAAUGGGUGAAAGGGAAUGUUUCUUCCACGUUAUACAUAUUAUUAUUGAGAAAUUUUGAAAAAUGUUCAUUAUUUAUUUCGAAAAUAUAUCAAUUUUAGGCCUUAGCAAGGAUAAAAUAAAUUUUGUAAAGUUAGAAUGGUAUACCGUAUAAAAAUAUUUUUGAAAAGUAUGUGUUCAGGGAAUUGUGCAAAAAACUUUAUUUUGUAUAAAUUUUGGUCAACAGAAGGCGGUAAGUGUUGAACCGAAAGGUUGUCAAAUGUGAAAUGAAAACGAUAAUUCGAAAAUUCCAAUUGUUAUGCGCACUAGGUCGACAAAUGCCUAAUGUGUAGUGUAAACUUAAAUAUGUGAUAUCCUGAAUUUAUUAGUUUAUUUUGUAAAAAUUCUUCUAUUUUCAUUGAGGAUAUUCAGAAUUCUAAUGUACAUAAAUAUUUUCAUUUUUUUUUCAACUGUUGUAAUAACUUUUAUUCAUUAUUGUCAACCGAUUGGAGUUUUCGAAAAAUGCUAAAUGGUUUUGGAAAUUUACCUAUGCUAGGCGAUGUUUUGUUUGAAAAUCUAUUGUUGUAUUGAGAGACAGGACUUGAGUUUUAUUAAAAGACUGAAAUUUAGAAUAUUUUUGCGGUAUUUUUUAAGACUGAUAUUUUGACUGAUUAAUUUUUUUUUUUGGUAAGAUGAAAUUUUUGAUGGAAACAAAUUGGCAACCCCAGAAUUCUUUUUUUUUAACGGUUAUUAAAUUGGUCCUGUGUAGUGAAUAUUAGUUUUUGCAUUUACGCAUGUUCAUGUUGUUCUAUGCAAUAUUUAUCAUAUUUUAUGUACUGUUGUAUAACCUUUAUUUAUGUUCAAAUAUAUUUUUACAUUCGCAAAA
Molecule: messenger RNA, 4144 nt
Organism: Harmonia axyridis
Lineage: Eukaryota; Metazoa; Arthropoda; Insecta; Coleoptera; Coccinellidae
Gene: br
Product: broad-complex core protein
Exons: 6
Coding region: 477-1862 (461 amino acids)
Biological process (GO): regulation of transcription by RNA polymerase II
Cellular component (GO): nucleus
Molecular function (GO): protein binding
Source: RefSeq, a predicted model, not a curated record